This is a messenger RNA of Mycena citricolor, 735 nucleotides long. Lineage: Eukaryota; Fungi; Basidiomycota; Agaricomycetes; Agaricales; Mycenaceae. The record is from the annotation of a GenBank genome assembly.
AUUUCUUUGGAAAGAGGUGAAGGCUGUGUAGCCUCUAGAGCACUUCAAAUACGAUCGACCCACCACCAAUCAGUGUCUGAAAUCUCCCCGGACUACCUGUCUCUGCUUACACGUCUCUUGAGAACGAGAUCAUGACGCUGGCUCUUUCUACCCCUAACUUUUGGAUGAUGCUUGCAUCUGCUUUGCAUUGGGCCACCCUUUCGGUCCUCGCUGCUCCUAAGACAUCGAUCCCGAGCAUUGCAACAAUCGACGCUGCCUACUCCACGGCCAUGGUCGGCGGUUCAUCGCUUGCGGCAUUCAACGAGACACUGCAGACGGCGAUCCUGGACGUCGCGCUUCCUACAAGUCGACCAUCCGCGACCCCAAGCCCCAACGCAGCGGCAACGUCCAGCACGUCCGACGGCCUGUCGAGAGAAACAGCGCUCCGGAUGGCAGCAGCGCUUCGUGCGUCCGGUCCUUCUUCCCUCCCUGCUGAUGACGGAUACCCCAGCCCAGUCUUGUUUAUGUCGGUCACCGCCGCGUGCAUAGCAUUCGGUGCCAACCCACGUCCCAAGCACGUCGAACCCCUUGUGCUGCCGGUCCCCGCGCACGAUCCGGCAGGCGAACGCGCGCACCGAUACCCUCCGGCCGUCAUCUCGCAUUGCCCUGCACAUCCAACGGCGGGUUCGGCUGCUCCGUGUGGCAGUAGCGCAGAAGAAUGAUACAGGCUGCUCGGCACUGACAACCAAGCUCUUC